ACUUUGGGGAGCUUUUGCAGCGUUUUGCUCGCGCGGCGUUUUGCAACAGAGGGAAAGGGCGCCACGGGGAGAGCCGACGGGCCAAGCUUGAGCCCCAGUCCGGCUCCCCUUUUCGGUCCCGCCCAUGACCUGCUCCUGCUUCCAGGCGCUCAUCCUGGCGCUGGGACUGGUGGCCAGCUUGCAACUGCUUUAUUUGGCACUGCUCUCCGGGUGGCACGGGCAGGAGCAGCGGUCUCGCUACGCCCAGCUUUUCCAGGCACGCCAUGCCUUGCCGAGCCACGGGCACAAACAGAGGCUCAAGCCGGUGUUGGCCAGUGGAGGCACCCUGGAUGCCAGCGGGCAGUACCGCAUCUACCGGGACAUGAUGCGGGCCUCUUGGGAUGGCCAGGAUGUGGUCCUGGUCACCCACACCAGCUUGGGCAAUCUGCACCAUGUGCAGCAGCUGGUGGAGCGCUGGCAGGGACCGGUCUCGGUGGCCCUCUUUGCACCGGGCUCUGACGAUGUGAGCCAGGCCACAGCCAUGGUCUACGCCUUAGCCGUCCUGUGUGCCCCUCUCCGGCAGUGGCUUCGGCUGCACCUGGUGUGUCCUGCCAACGAAAUGGCUUCCUUCCCGGAGCAGGAGCAGGAGGAAGGGGAAUUUGCCCGCCUCCAGUCCUGCGGAGAUGUCUUUGCCAAGCUGGCACAGCUAGGGGCCGGCCGGCGUAACUAUGUCAUGGGGGUCACCAACACGUCGUACCCCAACAACCUGCUGCGGAACGUAGCUAGAGAGGCAGCCAGCAGUCACUGGGUGCUGGUGGUCGACGUGGAUAUGGUGCCCAGCAAGGGUCUGCGAAAAGACUUCCUGGCCUUGCCUAAAGCCGCCGAAGAGGGGACGCCAUGGGUGUUCGUGGUGCCGGCCUUUGAGAUCCGUCACACGCGCCGGAUUCCGGCCACCAAAGCAGAGCUGGUCCAGCUGUAUCAAGUGGGGGAGAUCCGACCGUUUUACGAGGAGUUAUGCCCCCGGUGCCAGGCUCCCACAAACUUUUCCCACUGGCUGAACCUUCCCACACGGGGCACCCUGCACGUGGCCUACGAGGUGGUGUGGCGAGACCCAUGGGAGCCCUUCUAUGUGGGUGCUGCCUCAGUGCCUCCAUAUGAUGAACGCUUCAAGCAGUAUGGCUUUAACCGGAUCAGUCAGGCCUGCGAACUCCACAUUGCUGGCUACCGGUUUGCAAUAUUGAGCAAUGCCUUUUUGGUUCACAAGGGAUUCAAGGUGGCAAGUGAGUUCCACGCACAAAAGGAUGCUGAAAACCAGCGCAACAAGAUCCUUUUCCGACAAUUCAAGCAGGAGCUGAAGAGCAAAUAUCCAGACUCGCCACGGAGAUGUUGAAAUGCACUUUAACUUUGCAGAGCUUAAAUUCUUAAAGCUCCUUUGGAUUUGGAGUGGAGCUACAAAUAGAAUGAGAAGAAACUCUAUUUGCAGUAUAAUUGUACGAACGACUGUGGGUCAUUUUUUUGUUUACCAAAGACAGUUUGUGUCAUUGCUGUACUGCAUUAGUCAGUUUCUGUCAUUUUGUACUACAGGCUGACAGAAUAAGAUCCAAGAUUAUGAAAUGAUGCUGUGAGAACAUGGAAAAGAACUUUUGAACAUUUGGACUGUGAGACAUGAACUAGUAGACCAUUGUGCAGCAAGAUUCUUCCGUAUUGUGCCUGACCUUGCGUCUACAACUGGUCACCUCAGUGUCUUGUUCUUCACAAUGAGAAAGGAUUGCAUAGGUCCUGGAAGAGAAAUGCUUAAUUUAUUCCUGUACCUUAAAAUAACAAACCACCUGUUAAUUAAAGUGAA
Molecule: messenger RNA, 1825 nt
Organism: Pseudonaja textilis
Lineage: Eukaryota; Metazoa; Chordata; Lepidosauria; Squamata; Elapidae
Gene: B4GAT1
Product: beta-1,4-glucuronyltransferase 1
Biological process (GO): protein O-linked glycosylation via mannose
Cellular component (GO): Golgi apparatus
Molecular function (GO): glucuronosyltransferase activity
Source: RefSeq, a predicted model, not a curated record